This is a messenger RNA of Neohortaea acidophila, 414 nucleotides long. RefSeq lists its product as uncharacterized. The transcript has 3 exons. Lineage: Eukaryota; Fungi; Ascomycota; Dothideomycetes; Mycosphaerellales; Teratosphaeriaceae. Bases 1 to 414 code for a protein of 137 amino acids. The record is from RefSeq and is a predicted model, not a curated record. Gene Ontology annotation, biological process: translation. Gene Ontology annotation, cellular component: small ribosomal subunit; ribosome. Gene Ontology annotation, molecular function: structural constituent of ribosome.
AUGCGCGAAGCCCGGCUCACCACCCCCUCCCUCCUCUCAACCUACAAUCAAGUCAUCCGCGGCUGCCGCAAAGAGCAACGCGCCCGCAAAGCGCGCUCCCCCGCCCUCGUCAACCGGCCCGAAGUGAAGGGCGUGUGUCUGCGCGUGGGCGUGGUGAAGCCGAAAAAGCCGAACUCGGGGGAGCGCAAAGUCGCGAGACUGAGGUUGAGUAGUGGGAAGCUGGUCACGGCUUAUAUUCCGGGGGAAGGACAUAAUGUGCAGCAGCAUUCGGUUGUGAUGGUUCGGGGUGGGAGGGCGCAGGAUUGUCCUGGUGUCAAGUAUCAUCUUGUAAGAGGGGCUUUGGACUUGGGAGGCGUGGGCAACCGAGUAACGAGCAGGUCAAAGUACGGGACGAAGAAGCCAAAGGCAUCGUGA